AUGGCUGAUCAAUCGUCAGUGUUAGCUUUAGUUAUAUUGGCUGUUGGGGUGACUGUCCACUUCUCCUUGCAUAAAGUAGAGGAGGGUCAUGUAGGAGUGUAUUACCGGGGAGGAGCUCUGCUCCCAGUAACCAGUCAGCCCGGAUUUCACAUGAUGAUUCCACUAUUAACAUCAUACAAAUCAAUACAGACAACUCUACAGACUGACGAAGUGAAGAAUGUUCCAUGUGGUACAAGUGGUGGUGUGAUGAUAUACUUCGAAAGGAUUGAAGUAGUCAACAAAUUAGAACCAGUCAGUGUGCUAGACAUGGUGCGUAACUUCACGGCGGACUACGACAAGACGUUAAUAUUCAACAAGGUGCACCAUGAACUGAACCAGUUCUGCAGUGCACACACACUACAUGAAGUUUAUAUUGAUUUGUUUGAUCAGAUCGACGAAAAUUUACGAACCGCGCUCCAAAGAGAUCUGCAUGAAAUGGCGCCUGGCCUUAGAGUGCAAGCAGUCAGAGUAACAAAACCAAAGAUACCAGAGUCAAUCCGCAAGAACUAUGAGCUCAUGGAAGCUGAGAAAUCAAAAUUACUUAUUGCUGCACAACAUCAGAAGGUAGUGGAAAAAGAGGCAGAAACAGCGAGGCGCAAGGCUGUUAUCGAAGCUGAAAAAGAGGCGCAAGUCGCGAAAAUCCAAUAUGAACAAAAAAUUAUGGAGAAGGAGUCUUUACAGAAGAUCGAGCUCAUUGAGGAUAGUAUCCAUAAAGCGAAACAACAAACCAAAGCAGAGGCGGAAUUCUACAGUUUGAAGAAACAGGCUGAAGCUAACAAGAUGUUGCUAACGAGAGAGUACUUAGAACUGAAGAGAUACGAAGCUCUUGCGCUGAACAACAAAAUAUACUUUGGUAGUGAUAUUCCUAACAUGUUCCUGCAGGCUAAUGUCGGUGAUAGUGUUCCAAUCCCUAAAAGCCAUGUUGAAUGA
Molecule: messenger RNA, 969 nt
Organism: Spodoptera littoralis (African cotton leafworm)
Lineage: Eukaryota; Metazoa; Arthropoda; Insecta; Lepidoptera; Noctuidae
Source: the annotation of a GenBank genome assembly